GACUUUGUAAAAAGAAAGAAAACCAAAAAGCAGCAGCUAACCGACGGUCCUCACAGUGACCAGUGACAGCGGGGGGAAAAACACGAUGCCGGAGCCGCGGUUUUAAACCCGGCCGACUCUUUUCCACUUUCUAUCGUGACAUUUUUCUAUGUGUGUGUGUGUUUGGUUGUCUCUCGGUGAUAUAAGACCACGUAUGCCAGGUAGCUCAGUGAGUUCGCCCUGUUCUUGAGGCGGUUGUGUUAGGAAGCUGAAGUCGGCUUCUCGUUCGAAUGUUCCCGUUCCACCUUAAACGGAGCAGCAGUUCCAUUCUGGCGCCUCAGGCCAAACCAGAACCACGGACCUUCGCUGCAACCAUUUAAGGUAGAACGGGGAAAUUCAAACAAGAAGCUGGUGAAUAGGAAGCUGAUUCAGCCUCGUGUCGUGUUUCUGUUUAUGGCUCAGUGUGUCCUCAUAAAUGGGACCAUAUCUGCUAUUUGCUUUUUCCUACGUCUGCCGUGUUGUUUUGCUUUGGGGGUCUUGGAGGUAGGUGGACUCCUCUCGGUUUGAUAUACGAGACGAGUCCUGUCAAAACGUCCUCCUACAGUGAAAGCCCUCUUAAUACACGUUCUUAUUGAGCUGGGAGUUUGCUGUAGUCAGUAAAGGCGUCUCGUUCGUCAAACAGGGGCUCCACAGUGCUGCAUACACGCUUAGAUAGUGAGAUUGUCCGCCUGUGUGGGAUGUUGAGGGGAAAUUUAUGGCGGGUCGAUUGAAUCCAGGCCAGCAAUGAUGUGGUGUUCGUGAUGGUGGUCUCACAAGGUCAGGGGGGGUAUACUAAACUAUAUUCGCCCUUUACCUCCCUAACGUGGUAUCAUGUCGUGUACGUGUGCACAUAACAGUGAUUAAAGCGGUAUUUAUUAGACGCAGUUUCGCCGGAUAGAGUCGGCUACAGUUGAGCAGCCCCUUUAAUCCCUACCCACAAUGCACCGAGGCGGUAGCUUCCCUCCGUUGGAGUUGUUGUGUGGCACUGCAAUGCUUUGUUGGCUCGUUUUCUUAAAGUGAAAUGGUUUUCUGGACAACUUGAUUUGCACUUGGGGGAAGGAACGAUGGAGUUACUGAGGUGUGAAUCAACGCUGUGAUAACCAAGGAGCUGCUGCACAUUUACCUCAAGGUUUCUGCCAGAAGGCCACAGAAGAGCAGUCCCAAUGGAGGACACAGAAACUGAGCGGACUUCAUCUGAGCCAGACGCUCUUGGGGCAGACUUCAUCACAGUGGAACUUGACACCCAGCCCAUUGAGUAUGUGGUCAAAUGGGCUGAGGUUGGGUCUAAAUUCACUAUAUCCUGCGUGAAGAAGGAAUCGGACGAGAACGCUUGCUUUACGCCCGAGCAACUGGUCAAAACUGAGCCGGACGAGAGGUUCUUUGUUCCGUACGAGGCAGUGUACACGGAAUGUGAGGACACGGAUCCGAGCAUGAUCGCCUCGCAGGAGGUGGUAAGGAGCGAUUUGGACGUGGACCAGCACAUGGAGCUGGUGAGCAGCAACCUGGAGGAGGAGGAUGACGACGAUAAUGAGGAGGAGGAUGAGGGCUCUGAUGGUGACUGGGAGGAAGAGGGCUCUCACUCUAGAGACAGACGUUACAACUGCCACUUCUGUGGCAAGAGCUACAGCCAUUCCUCCAGCCUGGCGCGCCACUUGCACUUGCACACUGCAGGGGACCGUUCUUCCUCUCCUCCUAAAGCAAGGUUGGGGGAAAACCAAAAGUUCCUCCAGUGCAACGUGUGUGGGGUGCGGUGCAAUGGCAGACGGCUUCUUGCUAUACACAAGAAAUGCCACAAAACCAAGAGACUGCACACGUGCAACACGUGCGGCAAGACCUUCAAUCACAGUUCCAGCCUGUCACGGCACAGGCUUAUCCAUAAAAGAGGCCUGGACAAGAAGUUGAAGCCACUGUACCCGGCGCCCACCCCGGCACCCAUAGUGACAGUGACCCAGCGCAGACGGGGCCCCAAGAAAAAGAAGCCACUGUCAGUGGAGGGCAAGUUUGCAAUGGCUGAGCGGGAGAAGCAGUACCAGUGCACGCAGUGCGACAUGGUCUUCACCAACUCUACCAGCCUCUCCAAGCACCAAGUAUCCCAUGUGCGGCAGCUGCUCAACUCCUACGCCCAGGGCAACGACGCCCUGGACAAGUCUUCGGACCUGAAGAUCCGCCUAAAGCUCUGCUCCCGAGAUAAGCCCAACUACUACACCCUCUGCAAGAAGAACAAGCGCGGCAAAGGAGGCCGGAAGAGGCUGCAGCUGCCUCCUGACGACGAGUGCGACGGCCACUUCAGCCACACCGGCAGCUUCAGCCCACACGAUCACACGCAUGGCAGCGAGAAGCGCUACGGCUGCAACGCCUGCAAGAAGACAUUCGUCCGCCUGUCCAACCUGAAGCAGCACCAGCAGACGCACGCUAUGGGUAAACUGUACGAGUGUCAGCACUGCGGCAAGACGUUCGUCCACUCGUCCAGCUUCUCGCGCCACAAGAAGGUCCAUGCGGGCCUCAAACAGGUGCCCAAACAAUGCAAUCAGAGCCUGAUGGUCGAUGAGACGGCACCAUUGGAGUCUGAGUCCGAGUGAGAAGACGGUUUCCAGGAACUGUCCUGACACAGCUGUUGGAAAGGCCUCUUUGUUUUAGUUGUAUUUGUUUUUUUUUUUUUGUUUGUUUUUCUUGCUUUUUGCACCCGUUUCUUAUUUUGUCAAAGGACCGGUAGAUUUGGCAUUGCUCUCAUUGUGAAGUGAGUUUGAUGUCAUUGGUUUUGUGUUGUCAGCAAUAGGCUUUGAUGUUGUUGUUGUUAUUUUUAUUUUCAUUUGAUUUUCUUUGCUUGGGGCAUCGCUAGAGGAUAUGCUGGCCAUCUUGUGGCAAUGUAAAGUAAAAGAUUUGUACAUUUUUGUUGACAUUCCCAUUUUUUGGUCACAGUUAGCGAUAAUUCAUGGCAGAGUAAUGAUUCUUUUUUGUAGUAUUAUUUAUGUUUACUUUUGUUUGUAAACAAAAAAAAUUGACAUUGGCAGUGCAGGUGUUACACAUUUUUACAUCCUUGCACUAAAUACCCUUCGGCACUGAAAAUAAAGUGAAGUACUUAUUUAAAAAAAAAUAAAAUAAAGGCUGGGGAGAAAAUUCCAGGGUAAACGUAGUAAAAAGUAGUUUCAUUUGCCUCCAUGUUAGUGGGCAGCUAGCAAUUUGUUUGCCAGUGCUGCUCUUUAAAGGAUAUGCAGCUAUUCGUAUAGUGUGGGUUGAUGCCUAGCAUGUCCUAUACAGAGAAUAUUUAACAAUGUGACCAUUUAUUUAUUUAAUUCUUUCUUUUAUUUUGAACCGAGAUCCCACCCGUUCCUUCGCCUUUGACUUAAACUAACAAUUACAACUAAUCACCCUGUAUUUGUCACAUUAUUGCUGGCGAGGGUUUUUAUUUAAGAAAGGUUAUAAAAAGAGAACAAACUACGCACACAAACACCCCAACACAAUGACUUGUAAUUGUUGGUUUAAGUUUAAAUGUUGGUUAAAUGACCUUUUUGGCAAGUUUGUUGUGUUUUUUUGAGAAUGUUUUCUUGGUUCUGGUGUCUUCACUAAGUGUGAAUCAGUUUGUUUGCUCUGCACACUUUCUUUUUUUUUUUGUUCGUACUUUUCUUCUGUCAUCGGAUAAUUAAAAGGCAAAAGAUUUGAAAGGUUACUUGUCAGUUUGUCAACAAACAAGAUCCGUAAGCGUUAUUACAGAGCUGCAAAUUGCAGAUCGGACAUCAAUAUGUGUGAUAUUGAAAGCGUUGGGGGGGGGAAAUGGUGACUUCAUAUUAAAUAGCGUGUGUGUGCAUGAUGAAUAUACUGAAAGAAUAUACUCAAAAAUAUAUACAUUUUAAAUCUACUGUAUAUGUGUAAAAAUAAAAAAAAAAACUGAAGUGGGGGAAACGUGUAACUUUGUGUGAAUGAUUUGUUUGAACUUUGAAUAAUUUAUGGACUAGCCAAGGGAUUUCAUAUUUCAACAAAAGUUGCACUAUUGUAUUUAUAGAAUAAAGAAGCACUACGUACAAGUGAAUUUGGAAUUAAGCGUUAAGGGUAACAAAAAGGGGGCCUUGUCAGUUUGAAACAUGCUGACGCUUUUUUUUUCACACCGGUUUAGACUUUUCAUUUUUGAGGCACAAAAAUAAUAAGCGUUCAUUUUCACGAAGUUCUAAUGGCUUUGCGCAACACCAAAGCUUUUUCAGAAGCGCCUGUACACAAGCAGUCAGUUUUGCGGUCCAGUUCCACGGUCCAUGUAGCGUUCCCUCUGUGUCUAGUUCAGUGUUCAUGUCCACCCAACCUUCUGCUUUACUGUUUACUGUUUGAAAUGGAAUGGACAGACCAUUACUAACCUGUUUUUAAAGCUGGCAGGUGUUUGAAAGAUGAAACCAUGGGUGGUGUUGAGUUGCCCAUAUCAAGCACAGCCUACACUCUGACAAUACGUUCAGAAUGAUUUGUUUGCUAUGAAAAAAAAAGUGUGGGGAAAAAAUAAAGUUUGGUACUCAUUUUUUUCUGGUUUGUGUUUUGAAAUAGCUUCUCUGUUCUGAAAAGCUGAGGGUCAGAAAUUAUUUCACUGUUGUGAUUGUUUUUGCCCCUGUUUAUUCUCCUGUGACAGAUUUAACGUUGUUUUCUGCAGUUCUCUCCCUCCUGUGGGUUCUGUCCAUAUCAUCACCUUUUUAUUUUAAACCGCUGCACUUCUCAUAAUCCGAUGCGGUGGAGCUGUAUCUAAUAUAGAGGUGUAUGUUUUUGUAUUGUGUUUGCCAUUAGAUUACAAUUUAUGAAUUUGCCGUCUUGCAUUUUUUUGUAAUAAAUCAUUGGUUCAA
Messenger RNA from Pygocentrus nattereri (red-bellied piranha), 4832 nucleotides. Its product is annotated as zinc finger protein 883. NCBI's taxonomy places the organism in Eukaryota, Metazoa, Chordata, Actinopteri, Characiformes, Serrasalmidae. The transcript has 2 exons. Bases 1182 to 2597 code for a protein of 471 amino acids. The record is from RefSeq and is a predicted model, not a curated record.